AUGCGUGAAUUACACAAUCCGGAUUCAAAUAUUAGAGACACUAAUAGUUCAGAUGUGCUACCGACUACAAAGUUAACUAAAACAUAUCAGAUGCCUCUACCCGCAGAAGUACCGUAUGAACGGAAAAAGCCUUCCAUAACGGAACUUCCACUCCCUCCUGGUUUUGACAGUACCAAUCUGGAGACUAUUUUCCCAGAAAGGUCACCCAAACGUCCCGUCACUGUGUCAUCGGUGAAACCACUUGGGAGGCAAAGAAUAACAAGACGUCCUAAGAUUUGCGCGCUUCGUAGUAAAAGUCGCAAUAAUAAAACAUGGGGUGAACGCUCUGUGACGGCUUUUGAUACUUUGAUCCAAGUUGGCGAAGGCACAUAUGGUCACGUCUAUAAAGCAAAAGAUAAAAUCACUGGUGAGUACAAAGCCCUAAAAAAAGUAAGGUUAGAGAAUGAAAGGGAAGGAUUUCCUAUAACUGCUGUCCGGGAAAUAAAAAUACUCCGUCAACUUAGACAUCCUAAUAUUGUCAAUUUAUGUGAAAUCGUUACAGAUAAAGAUGAUCCUACUGACUUUAAAAAGGAUAAAGGUGCCUUCUUCUUAGUUUUUGAUUAUAUGGACCAUGAUCUGUACGGUAUCUUGGAAUCUGGGUUGGUGACUUUUAGUGAACAGCAUAUUGCUUCCUUAAUGAAGCAACUUUUGGAUGGUCUCAGCUUUUGUCACGAUAGACACUUCCUCCACCGUGACAUCAAAUGUUCCAAUAUACUUAUUAAUAACAGAGGGCAACUAAAGCUUGCAGAUUUUGGUUUGGCACGUCUGUAUAUCGCUGGCGAUAAGGAACGACCGUACACCAAUAAAGUUAUUACUUUGUGGUAUCGACCUCCAGAGUUGCUUCUUGGUGAAGAACGAUAUGGCCCAGCAGUCGAUAUAUGGUCUUGCGGUUGUAUUUUGGGAGAGAUGUUUACUCGUCGACCAAUGUUUCAAGCCAAUGAGGAAGUUGAACAACUAGAAGUUAUAUCCCGAAUCUGUGGAUUCCCGGACCCAGCUAUAUGGCCUAACGUUGAAAAAUUGCCGUUUUAUUCGACAAUGAAACCGAAAAGGAUGUAUAGACGCCGACUUCGUGAAGAAUAUCAUAUCAUUCCAUCACAAGCUGUUGACCUCCUCGACCACAUGUUACAAUUAGAUCCCCAGCGAAGAUGUAGCGCACGCGAAGCCUUGGCCUCACCAUGGUUACGGAAUGUUGAUCCGACUAGAAUCACACCACCAAGAUUACCUAUUGACCAAGAUUGUCAUGAAAUGUGGAGUAAGAAAAGAAGACGCAUAUUGCGUCAGGAACAAGAGUUAAAAGCUCAGAGAGUUGGAUCAGAGACAGUUGUUACAAAGUUUCCAGCCGUCACAUCUCGUGGCGUCAUGCCAGAUGCAAAGUUGAUUCCUCGUCCAUCAAAUGGACCAUCUCAAAGUCCUACACAUUCUGUAACUAGUAGAUCUGAACCAUUUAAACAGUGCAUUCCGACACAACUCACUGGAGAUGGAAUUUUAGGUGGUUUCAGUGUCACUCUACAAAACUGUCCUCAAGUUUCUAAUAAUUUCUCAGAUCCUACCAAUAGUCUAAAAAAUCAACUACGAGUUCUUUUAUCAGACUUUGAAGACUCUGAACUAUUGGGUCCCAGUGAUCCAAGUGAAAAUGCUUCAGCUGUCCUUGCGUAUAUUUUAUCAUUGUUAACAGAUUUAAGCAAUCAGAGUUCUACUGCUAUGGAAAUGAGUGAUGCUAGUAUCCAGACAGCAUCCUCACAAAUCCAUCCUCCCCAACAUUUGUCUCGUGAUUCAAAUGAUCGACUCACGUAA
Messenger RNA from Heterobilharzia americana, 1833 nucleotides. NCBI's taxonomy places the organism in Eukaryota, Metazoa, Platyhelminthes, Trematoda, Strigeidida, Schistosomatidae. The record is from the annotation of a GenBank genome assembly.